This is a messenger RNA of Apus apus (common swift), 1109 nucleotides long. RefSeq lists its product as uncharacterized. The record is from RefSeq and is a predicted model, not a curated record. NCBI's taxonomy places the organism in Eukaryota, Metazoa, Chordata, Aves, Apodiformes, Apodidae. Bases 1 to 999 code for a protein of 332 amino acids. The transcript is spliced from 5 exons.
AUGCACAGUACUAAACCGUGCUCUAAUUGUACUGCAGUAGCAGAGGGACAAGGCUUCCUCAUAAGGAACAGCCGGCUGGAAAAGUGCAUCCGUAUUUCCCACCACGAGACCAACAGCAUCAGCCUGAGCAACUGCAAGGCACGCUCCCCGACACAGCAGUGGAGCUGGGAGCCCACCACCAGGACCAUCAUCAGCCUUCAAACAAAGCAGUGCUUGACAGCCCACAAGACACGGGAGUUCGCUCUGGUCAAGCUAGAGCCCUGUGGGGACUGGGAACGCCAAGCAUGGACGUGCAGCAAGAAGGGACACUUGACCCUGCAGAGCUUGGGUUUCCACCUCAGCACCAAGGAAGGAGACCAUAAGGUCUUUGUCUCAAGGGAGAAGGACAAAUUAAGCAGGUGGAAGACUUUAGCGGAUGAAACUGUCUGUGCUGCUGGCUGGACAGCAGCUCCAAGGCCUAGUGGACCAACGCAAGGAGCUGCAGACACAACUAAAACCACUGAUACAUCAAAGAUUGGUGCUAUGGACAGAGAAUCUUCUGUGGGCUUGACUGACCCACCUCUGGCUCACAAAUUUAACAGCACGGUGUCUCCAGCGAAGACCAGACAGGCAUAUCUCCCAGCAAACAAGGAUGUGUCCCAGAAUCACUCUAAAAAGCACCAUGGAAAUCGAGGGAAAAAUGCUGGGGCCAGGCUUGCAGGUACCAACUGGAAGACAGCCAUGCUGGUCCUCAGCCCCCUGGCCUUCAUACUGGGAUUAAUAAUACUGACACUCAACGUUCAUUACAACAAGAAGAAGAAAAUCCUCUCUGCUCUGAAGAGCUCCCCAGCCAGCAACAGCAGAGCUGACUUACGGGAGCCACCUCCCUUACGAAGAGGUCCCCAGACGUACCUUCCACCAUCUCGCUCCCCUUCCUUGAGGCACGGGGAGAUCCUCAUUGAGUGGAAAGAUGGGACUGUCACUCAUCUUUUUGAUAAUGCAAACUAUCAAAUGGACUAGCACUGAAAUAAUGGAGCUGUUGUUCCAUGCUGUGUCACUCUUCCCAGCAGGAAGAGGGCCACCAUACCCCAUCUCCUCCCUGGCUUGCUGUUCCGACAGGGAGUUGUAGA